AUGAUGGAUAGUGCUCUUUUUUCUUGGCUUCUUUCAUCCAUUGGUCCUUCCGUUCUUCCUUCUUUGGUUAACCGUAAGACUGCUUCGGAUAUAUGGGAAAAGAUUCAUCACCUUUUUUCAGUUUCUUCUACUACGAAGAUCAUGCACUUCCAUUGUUCGUUGAAGACCCUUAACAAGCAUAAUCAAAGUAUACCAGAGUAUCUUGCUCAGAUUCAUGUGAUCUACAACAGUUUCGUUGCGUGCGAUAAUCCUCUUACUGCAACCAUGCACAUUUCUGCCAUUCUUUUUGGGCUGCCACUGGAGUUUGAACCGAUGAGUGUUUCGGUUAAUAUGGUUCAAGGCUCUACUCAUAAUUGGUCCUCUCUUAGGAAAAGCCCACUAGAUAAUCCGUCUGGGUUUUUUCAAUUAGGGAAAGAUGGUCAAAAUCAGUUUUCUGGACAAAAUUAUUACCCUAAUUACUCUAUGGCUGGGUCGAGUGGUAUGUAUGGAGUUAGAUCGACGUACUCUUCUCACCGGUCAUCUCAAGAUCAAGGGUUUUCUCAGGGGUCAUAUGCCUCGACAAACUAUCGUGUUACUGAUGAGUUGUUCGGGGAGCCAGUGACUCAACAUGAUUCUAUUCAUGGGGAUUUGGAGACUCAUGAUGUCAACACAGUCAUUGUUGCUGAUGGGUUUGGUACCAUUGGAUAUGAAGAUACUACUUGGUACCUAGACUCCGGUGCUACUACUCCCCUCACUCCCGACGCAGGUAUGGUUCUUGAUUCUGCCCCUUAUAUUGGUCCAGGUAAAGUAUCUGUUACUAAUGGAAAAAAUAUUCCAAUUUCUAAGAUUGGUCAAGCAAUCUUACCUUCUCAGUCAAGAUCUUUGGUGUAA
Hibiscus syriacus is the source of this 870-nucleotide messenger RNA. RefSeq lists its product as uncharacterized. The transcript is spliced from 4 exons. The coding region runs from base 1 to 870 and encodes 289 amino acids. The record is from RefSeq and is a predicted model, not a curated record. NCBI's taxonomy places the organism in Eukaryota, Viridiplantae, Streptophyta, Magnoliopsida, Malvales, Malvaceae.